CAUGACACCUACAAUCAUCUCAAAGGAGCAUCUCCCUCUCAACAACAAGUCGAGAAAGCCAAUAGUGGAGAAGAUGCGCAGAGAACGUAUCAACAGCAGCAUUGAGCAGCUCAAGUGUCUUCUGGCUCCAGAGUUUCUCAACCAGCAGUCUGAUUCCAAGCUGGAGAAAGCAGAUAUCCUGGAGAUGACAUUACAGACUCAGUCUCAUGUGAGACGAAAGAGAGAGACUGUUCCUGCAUCAUCUGGACUCCACAGUCUAAUUCAACCUAUUCCUUCCCCUGGAGGCAACCAAAGGCUGCAAGAUUUCAAGGAGCAACAAGCCAAGUCUAUAUUAGACACAAAAGGAUCUGGACCACUUUGGUUCACAAAAUUUCUCUCUGAUAUCCAGAGACUAUUAAAUUGAUCCGGUUUUAUCAUACACAUCUAUUAGAUGUCACUGACAAUAUUACUGGAAAUUAAAUUCUUGCUUUUGCAAUUUUUGGGUAUUGUUGAAUAUAUUUUUAUGCACCUUCCAUGAAGGUAAUCGCAUUUUAUUAUGAGACUGUAAAUCUCGUAUUUGAUGUAAAAUCUUUACUUUAUUUAAAGCACAGAUAUCCCACAUUGGGAUUGAGUUCUGAAUAUUUGAUCAAUGUGAUAAAUGCUUCGAUGUCCUUAUAGGACAUGUGAUCAUAUCAUAAGAUCAUGUUAUUGUUUCUUCCAUUUUCUGCUAUACAAUGCAGUUAACUCACUUCUGUUGAGGGUACUACUUGAGAAUGUUCAUGUUGUGCAUGAUAUUUUGUCCUUUAGAAGAAUAUAUUAACUGUUAAGUACUUUAACAUUAAAGCAUUAACAGUUUCUGUUGAAACCAGUGAUGUGCUUUAAAGUGACCCCUUAAAUAUUCAUGUGGAGAUGAAAAUGUUAAUAAUUUUACUUGCCAAUAAUGCUGUGGUGAAUGUUACAUAACUUUUGUAAAGUUUAAUGUUUUUGAUGUGUACUCUAGCUUGCAUCUGAUGUGUUUUAGAGGUCUCUUCAUGCAAAUGUUGUGAUAUGUAAUCACCUCUUUAUUUGCAUUCAUAACUAAAUGACAUCAAGUCAUCACAAAACAGGAAAAUAA
Myxocyprinus asiaticus (Chinese sucker) is the source of this 1093-nucleotide messenger RNA. RefSeq names its product transcription factor HES-5-like. The record is from RefSeq and is a predicted model, not a curated record. Gene Ontology annotation, biological process: regulation of transcription by RNA polymerase II; regulation of neurogenesis; anterior/posterior pattern specification. Gene Ontology annotation, molecular function: protein dimerization activity; DNA-binding transcription factor activity, RNA polymerase II-specific; RNA polymerase II cis-regulatory region sequence-specific DNA binding. NCBI's taxonomy places the organism in Eukaryota, Metazoa, Chordata, Actinopteri, Cypriniformes, Catostomidae. Gene Ontology annotation, cellular component: nucleus. The coding region runs from base 2 to 403 and encodes 133 amino acids. The transcript is spliced from 3 exons.